Vidua chalybeata is the source of this 3582-nucleotide messenger RNA. It is a transcript of the gene SDHAF4, whose product is annotated as succinate dehydrogenase complex assembly factor 4. Gene Ontology annotation, cellular component: mitochondrion. Gene Ontology annotation, biological process: mitochondrial respiratory chain complex II assembly. The record is from RefSeq and is a predicted model, not a curated record. Lineage: Eukaryota; Metazoa; Chordata; Aves; Passeriformes; Viduidae. Bases 2135 to 2437 code for a protein of 100 amino acids. The transcript has 4 exons.
CCUGAAGGCAGUAGGCUGGUACUGUUAUUUUAAAAAGCUCUCAGUGAUACAAUUUGGAGAUGACUGCAUAAAAUGACAUAGUGUCUGAACCUGUUUCCAUGUUGUGUAUAUAAAUUAAUUCCUUGGGUUGUGUUUGAAUCCUUGAUACAAACUAAACUUUCUGUUACUGUAAAUCUACUACUUUGCUAUGUAACUACUGUUACAUUGCUACUACUUUGGAAAAAGAGUUCAUGUUAUACUGGAGAUCACCAGGAUUUGCAGCAGAGCCAAGAGAUUUGACAUUGAUGGAAAACUUAUUCUGUAACCACAAAACAACCUUGUUUCCAAGCUGGUUUUAUUUGCUUAGCCCUGACCAGGUGUGGUGUUCAGAUAACCAAGGUUCUUGACAUGGUCUCAGAGGCAGAGGAGGCAUUUAGGCAAUAUCAGUACACUGGCUUCCCAGGUGCUUUCCCAGUAGUCUCCAAGACCAGUACAUCUGGCUCAUCUGAACUGACCUGCUGCAAGCUUUGUGCUAGCUGUAAGUCUUUUAUUCCCCAUUUUUUAUAACAGCAAAGCUAAACACAAUAUUGUUUGUGUCAUCUUGCAAAGGAAGCUGCAGUGCAAGAGAUAAAUGAUCAGUAAACAGAGGAAGGAAAACAAGAAAACAGUCCAUUUAAUCACAAAGUAGAAAAUUCCUGUGGUGUAUGCUACAGUUGUUUUUACCAAUGUUAAGAUUUAUUACCUCCUUAGCCAAAGAUCUAGAAAUGAAUAAUUCAGGAGUUACAAGUGAAUUUUUACAGCAAUACAAUAAAGAUGAGAAAUAUGUUUUGAAGACAGUUCAUUUUUAGGUGAAUAAACAGUACCUCAAAAAUCUUUCUUUGCUAUUUCAUUCUUACCACUUGAAAUUUGACAUGUAUGCUUGUACAUAUGAUGUAUGCAUACAUAUUGUGUUAAGUGGUUUAGGAGCAGAGGUUACUAUUACUUGGUGUCUACAGGCAGCUUGUUAAGCUUUUUUAAUGGAAGGAUGUCAUGUUUUUAUUGUACUGAAGACAUAAAUAAAAAGUUCCUGACCUUUGACAAGACCUGUUUAGGUUUUCUCCUUGCUGCUUUCAGGCAGAGCAUUUUUUUCUGCAUUCCCCCUUAUUCUCUCUGAUCUAGAUGCCCAGCAUCUUGCUGUUAAAUUAAAGAGUUUCCAUUAUUUUCAGUCUCUAAUGUCUAAUUAACCAUGUUAUAAAAGGCUGAUUGAGAAAAUGUCACUCGUAAGGCAGUCAGUUAAAUUUAAUUACUUUCAGUGUGUAGGCAUUGCCAGAUGUAGCUCAAAUAAACUCCAGGAAAUGCUGCUGCUCUUUAAUUUACCAAGACUUACUUUCUUAAAGCUUUCAGAUGUGAACAAAAAAUGCUGGUUUAGAUUCAGAUCUCCAAGUUAUCUUCUUCAGGUUAGUAUCUGUGUACAGUGAAUUCUGUUUUAUCUAAGAACAAGGUUAGCUGGAUAAGUUUAAAGAGUGACAAAAAGCAAAAGUUGCCAUAUUCAAAGCAUUAACUGUACUUAAUUAACUGGAGCGCCACUCCAUGAACACGCUACUUAUCCCAGGGUUAGGUUUGUACGGAGCUUUAAAAGCAACUUCACUGCUUAAACUCGGAAACUGGAAAGAUGCCGUCUGAAAGCACAAACACUGUCUGUGUAUCACUAUGGUGUUAGCCGAAGUUCCUUCAUGUCCUUGGCAGCCUUUGUGUAUUAUUUGAACAAUGUACAAUUUUUAUUAUUAAAAAAACAAACAAACCACAAAAAAAACCCUAGCUGGACUGCACUACACAUUGAGGGGAAAACGCGUUCUUGCAGCGCUAAACUCUUCACUGCACUGAAGAAAGAAGGCGUCUUUGCUCCACGUUUCGCUAGGAGUGAAGAGUUACGGCGUAUUUCUCGAGCACCUCUGUGAGCCCGUAGCUGCUUUCAUCGGGACCGUGGCUCCCCAGGCGCCGUUGGCCUCUGUUUACCGGAGCCGGGGAGCAGCGCAGGGGCACGGGGGGAUUGUGAGGCCGCUGGAUCCACCCUGCUCCGGGCCGCGUUCGCCGCCUGCCCCAGCCUGGAGCCGCUGCCGCCGCCUGGGGCGCCUGCGCGGCGGCGCUGCCCGCCCCGCACGGCUCCGUCCCGGCCAUGGCUCUGCGGCUGCUGCGCGGCGCGCCCGGGGCAGCGAAGUCCUCACUUCUUUGCCACUCGCGAAGCAGCUCCAGCUCUAAGCCAGGAGGAAGAUCUGAACCUGCUAAGCAGCCACUAAAGAAACCAAAGUUACCAGUAGGGCGGUUUGAUGAACCAGAAGAGUCCAGUAUGGAGAAGGAGCCCCUGGAAAAAUUCCCUGAUGGAAUCAAUCCUACUACAAAAGAGAGGGGUGGACCCAGAGGCCCUGAACCUACACGUUUUGGAGACUGGGAAAGAAAAGGACGUUGUAUAGAUUUCUAAUAUUUAAAUAACUGUAUUGCCAAUAAAAUAUUUCUAGUUGCUGAAAAAUAUAAUGUACAGAAAAGAUCUCACCUGGAUUUGUCGUGGAGCUUCUGUCAUGCCACCACAUUCUGUCAUGUGAUGAAUUUUCUUAAUAAUGCAAUGUAAUUAAACACAGUGCUGCAGCUCAGAUUAUGGAGCUGUUAGUGGCUCAAUAUCUGCCUGAUCUUUAAUACUAUUUACACUGUGCAAGUAUAAGUGCAAGUAUAGUGGUAUGAAAUUGGUAGUCAGGAGCUUAUUGAGAUGUACAAGGGCUUGUAUUUCCUCAUGAAUGUAAAGAUUUAUGUGGUGUUGUAAAAGUUUGCAUUUCAUGAACCUGGAGACCAUUAAUCAAAGGUAGAACCAACUCUGAGGAGAUUAGUAGGUCACUGAUUUCACACAGUGGUUACCUGUGCCAGCAGUUAGGAAAGCAGCACUUAAGCACUUUUUUGGACCUGUCUUCCUGCUCUUCCCAGAUAAUUACUAUUAGCAAUUCACUGGAAUUUAGCAUUAGGGUAAGAAAAUGGCUUGGGGCAUUAGCUAUUAGAUCAGCCAUAGGUAUGCUUUUAUCAUAAAUACUGAUUGAUUUUUUUUUUUUUAGCUCUUUUUGUUAAUAUAAAGAGUGAAGAGCAGCAGGGGCUAUAUCCUAACAUUUCCUGUUAACUUUCUGUGAGACAAAGGAAAAUUGUUCUGUGUGUGUAAGCAAAUUCUUGCAGUACUGCAGGAUGCUAGCUGCUCUGUUUCGUUUUCUUUAAUAAAAAUCUGUACGUUGUAUUUCUGCAGUAGGUUUUCUCUUUUAAACUUGUUUCUGCUACUUGACAUAGAUGCAUUUGGUACAUUAUUAAAAUUAUGAAGCCUUUAUUGUUUGAAGGAAUUGCACCAUAAUUACUUUAUUUCAAAAUACAUGAACUUUCAAUUUACAGUUCAAGAAAAUAUUUGCUAUAUAUUGCCCUGUUUAGAAAGUAUGUAUUUCAGUGUUGAUUUUAUUAAAUUGAAACACAGGAUACAUAAUAAAAUCACAGUAAAAUUACCUGUGAUGGUAGCAUAUGUUUGUAAAGCACCAUAGAAUGUUGUUAUAAAUCUUUACUACAUUUUCAGUUGACUGCAAUAAAUGAUGACAAAUUCCA